Molecule: messenger RNA, 4896 nt
Organism: Plasmodium vinckei vinckei
Lineage: Eukaryota; Apicomplexa; Aconoidasida; Haemosporida; Plasmodiidae
Product: conserved Plasmodium protein, unknown function
Exons: 6
Coding region: 1-4896 (1631 amino acids)
Source: RefSeq, a predicted model, not a curated record
AUGAAUCCCAAUAAUAAAAACUUUGCUUCGCCGCAAGUUAAUAUGCCAAGAAAUGGCAUGGGUGAUAAUAACCAUCAAAAUAAUACAAAUAUAUUAAACUCCCAAUAUGGUAAUAAUAUAAUGAAUGGAGCAUCAAAUUCGUCAUCUAUCAAUUAUGGUAUUAGAAACCCUAAUUUUCAAAACAACGAAAAUGGGAUAUAUAAGACCAGCAAUAACAAUAAUUUCAAUAGUUCAAUGAUGCCCAAUUUAAAAAUGAAAAAUAUUAUCCAAAAAGGGAAUGAUAAUUCAGUUAAUACAAACAUAAAUAAUAAUAACCUUAUAAAUAAUAUGAACUAUACUAAUUUUCCUAAUACGAUGAAAGGAAAUAUUGAUGAUAUUAAUAAUAAAAAUAAUUAUAAUAUGAUUAACACAAAUAAUAAAGUUUCUAUCCCCAAUAUAUACAGGAAUAUGGAUGCAAAUAAUAACAAUAAUAUCGAUCCAUCUACUAUUAUUUCUGGUAAUACUUCUAGUUUAAAUACACAAAAUGGAAGUCAAGGGGGAAAGUUGAAUAGAGUCAAAAGUAUUGAUUUAGUUAAUAGAAAUCAAUUUGUUAAUAAUAUGCGCAAUAUGAACAAUUCAGGUAAUGUUAUUAGAAAUAGUAUGAAUAAUAUAUAUAUGAAUAUGGAAAAUGCCAAAUCAGGAAUUGAUAACUUCAAAAAUACUUCCAUGAAUCCAAAUAUGAAUACCAUGAAGAACCAAAUGAAUAGUAUUGGAGUCAAUGGAAGUAAUAACGCUCCUAAUAUUAAUAACAACAUGAACAUGAACAUAAACGGCUACAAAGGCAUGCCUCCCUUUCAAUUUUUGAAUCGUACACAUAGUCAUAAACUUGACAAUAUCAGCAACAUCAACAAUAAUAAUAGACGAAGCAACACAGUUGGUGCUUCUAACAAUAAUGCUAAUGGGCUUAUUAGAGACAUUGGACUUCUCAAAAGUAAUGAUGGAAGUAACGUGACUAAUCAAUACUAUAAUGCGAAUAAUUUACAGGGUGGUAUGAUAGAUCAUAAUGGUAGAAACAUUCCGAAAAAUCUAAGUUUGAAUUUAAAUAAACUUCCAAAUAUCAACAAUAAUAAUAAUGGCAAUCCGAAAUAUAUAGAUAAUAAGGCUCCUUCUAUGUAUAAUAUAAACAAUAACAUGCAUAUAAACGAAAAUAAUGAAAAUAAUAGAAAAUUCUCCAAUAUGCAACGAAAUAGUAUAAGCAUAUAUCCCCAAGGAUUUACUGAAAAUAUAAAUUCAAUCCCAAAUAAUGAAUUAAAUAACAUUCAAAAUUUUGUUCCACCAAAAACUGAUUCCUCUUCUUUAGUUGGUAACAACGGAAUUAACCCUGCACACUUAAUGAAUAUUGCCAAAAAUGGUGACAAUAAGAAUUUGAGUGUUCCGAAAAAAAGGAAAAAAGGGAAGGAUAAAGAUGCAGUUACAUUAAGUAAUCCAACUAGCAAUCUACUAGAAAACAACAGUGAUAAUAAUAUCACUAUUAAUCAAAAUAUAAAUAAUGCAUUAUUAGGCCAAAAUACCGAAGAAUUAACAAAUCAGAAAAUGUCUAAGAAGAAGCAAAAAAAUAAUGAUAACAAUCCUUCAAAAAAUGAAGGAAAAAGGAAAAAAAAAAUGAUGGAAAAUAAAUUAAAUAAUAUACCCACAUUAGCAUAUCCAAACAAUGAAAUGUCUUCAAUUCCCAAUCCUAUGAGCCAACAAGCUGAAAAUAUAUUAAUGAGAAAUGUAAACAAUGUAAAUAGUGCAUCCAAUCAAGCCAAUUGGCCUGGUUUUACAACUACACAAAAAAGCACCACCCCUGGUACUGAUUUUAUAAAUAAUGGGGAGGUAAAUGGCAGUAAUAAUAAUCAAUUAAGUUCUUACAAAGGUUCAACUACGGACGAAAACAAAAACAAUAACAAUGCAAAUAAAGAAAUGAUGCCAAGUGGCGAUCAAAUGAAAAUAGAUCCUAAAUAUAUUUGGAUAUUUUUGAAUAAUGAAUUUAACAAUAACAAAACAAAAUAUGCUCAGAUAUUACCAUUAUUAAAGCAUUAUUAUCCGAAUCGAUUAAAUGAUUUAAUAGUUCUUUUAGAAAAAUAUUCUUUAAUAAGUUCGAAUUAUAUUAUUAAUUCGUCCUAUCAGUUGCAAAUGAAUCUUAUCAAAAAUUAUAAUAGACUUGAGUCUGAAAAAUCGGGUAAUACAAGUGGAAAUAAUCCAUUGCAUAAUGAAAAUAUAUCCAUUUAUGAUGGAAUGAAUUCUAGCACUUAUAAUAAUAAUCUAGAAAAUAACAUAAUUAAUAAUGAAUUAAACAUGAAAAAUAUUGAAGCACGAAAUAUUGAGAAUGCUAACAUUGACAAUAAACUGUUGAAUAGCAUAAAUAAUAAUUUCAAUAAUCUUAUGUAUAAUAUGAAUCUUGAUGAAUCACUAAUACGUUCAAAUACUAAUGAAGAUAUGAUUAAUAAUAAAAACACUACCAAAGGUAAAAAAAAUAAUAGUAAAGAAAAUGCUAUUAAGGAAGAAGGAGCUAAAAAACCGAGAAAACCACGAGUGAGUAAAAAAUCACUACAAAAUAAUAAUUUACCUCUUUUAAAUAUAAUCAAUGGAACUGAAAAUAAUAUAUCUAUAGAAAAUUUACAAAAAAAUAAUGAAUUAAAAAUUAAUGAUAAUGUUUCUUCUAUUGGAUUUGGUAUACACAAUGAUCCAAAUAAAAUUAUGGAAAAUGACGUAGCCAAACUUUUAGAAGCAAGCAAAAGUGAGUUACUGGAACAGUUGGGAGGAAAUAACAUAGAUAAUGAUGUUAAUAAAACCCCCAAAGUAAGAAAAUACAGAAAAAAAAAAAAAAAUGAUGGUGAUAAUGAAGAGGGGAAUACACCCAAUGUAACCCUCGAUGGAAUUCCGAUAGACCCUAUACAAGGCUCUCCUAAUAAUAAUGAAAAAAAACGAAAGAAAAAAAAAAAAAAUGAAAACCCUGAUAAUACAAAUGGCGAGAAUAGUACUGAAAUUCAAAAUUUACUAUUAAAUGAUAAAGGAAAUGAAUCGAUAUAUGCCAAUAAAAUUGAUAAAUUAGUUAUGAACAAUAAGGAAGAAGAUAUUAUUAAUACUCAAAUACUAGAUAGUAUCGUUUCUGAUUAUAAAAAAAGUGAAAAUAAUAAUAACCAGGGCUUAAUUAACAAUAAUGAUUAUGGCGAACGAGACAAUAAAAACCAAAUUGGCGAAGAGAGUGGUGAUAAAGAGAAAAAAAUAGAGGAAGAAAUUAACGAAACUAAAAAAAGAAAAAAAACAAAUAAAGAUGGAACAAAAAAAGAAAAAGGAUUAAGAAAAAAUAAAACGAAGAAAAUGGAACUGGCAAAUAUUCUUCAAUCUUAUAAUAAUAUUAAUGGCAUGAAUUACGCAUUAAGCGAACAAUACAAUAAUUUAUAUGGGAAAAAAUUCGCAAAUAUUAAAAAAUUAUCUUAUCCGCAAAAUAAUUUAUUAGCAUAUUUAAAAGAAGUUGGUUUAUAUAACAGUUUUUUAGGAAAAACCAACAGGAUUAAUAGUAUGAAUGCAAUAAGGAAAAAAUACAAAAAAUUUAGCUUUUGUGUAAAUAAAGUAUUUAAAAAACAAAACAUAAAUGACAUAAUUACAUUAAAUGAUAAUAUAAAUAAUAACAAACAGUUUUUACCUUUAUUUAAAAAAAAAGAUAUACGAAACUUAAAAAGAAAAAAUUUAUCCUUUUUUAUGGGCAAAUUAGACUUUCAAAAGAUUGACUUAUUAAUAAUAAAAAGAAUUCAUAUAUGUAUAGAAAAAAUAAAAAACACACUUGGAUUAACUUGUGUUAUAAAUAAUGUAGAGCAAAUUAUAAAAAUAUUAAAAGAUGCAUUUAAUGAUAGAAUGAAAUUUAUAUGGCCCAUGAUUGAAUUUUCAAACAAUUAUAGAUUGGAUCAAUAUUUUCAUGUAUUAGGAAAAAACAGAAAUCAUCUAAAUUCAAAUUUUAGAGACACACGAAUCGUCGUUAAUCAGAAUAUAAAUUCAUUAAUAAUGUACUUUAAUCAAAGAGACAUCGAUGGCAGAAUGAUUGAAUAUUUGAAAACCCAAAUGAGACCAAGGAAAAGGAAAAAAAAAAAUAAAAACAAGGAAUCGUUUAUCGAGGAUAAAACUACGGAAUUUUUCAAAUCUAUUAAUACAAUUCCCACAGAAAAUACCGCAACUAAUAGUGGACAUAAUUUGGAAAAUGCCCAAGCCAAAGCAAAUGAAUUUGCAUUUGUUGGUUAUAAUCAGAAAAGGUUAUUGACGCAGAUUACUCCAUACGACUAUAAGAAUAUUCUCAAUUCUUCUAUUUGUAAUAAAAUAUUUACGAUAAAAUGGAAGGAACAACAAACUGCGAUUAUUAAUAAUCUGCAUUAUGACAUGAUUCCAGACACCGACGAAAUAAGAAAAAGGUUUGAGAACAUAUAUAUUAGAUAUAUGGGAUAUAAUGAUAAAGAGCUAUCAUUAAAAUUAGAGAAUACAAUAAAUCCUGGAAAAAUAAAAAUGUCCAAAAAAAAUAAACAUCAAUUAAAGGGAAAAACACGAAAGAAAAAAAUUGGCAAAGAUAAUGAAAACUUAGAUAAGGAAAAUAUGAUUAUAAAGCCAAAAAGAAAAUAUGAAAGGGUAAAACCUCGAAAAAAUAAAAAUAAAAAUGGAGAAAAUAAUCAAAAUGUUAUAGAAAAAAAUGAAAAUGGCGAAACUAUUGAAAAACCUGAAAAUGUUAAUGACGUUCCAAAGAAAAAAGGAAGAAAACCCAGAGAAAGGAAAAAUAAAAAAAAUAAAAACGCAGAUCCAGAAAAUAAUGACAUGACUGAUCAUAAAGGCGAUCCUAAUAAAGUGUUACAGGCAUCACUGGAUUUUAUGAAUCCAAAUAUGUUUACAUAA